AUGAAUUGCCCUGUAUUGGUCCUUCGGGACAGACUGUAUCGCACGCUCAGUGGCAUCGCCAGUGAACCUACUUUGAUAGGUGACGCCAUUACUCGCGGCAUCAAACCGAAAAGCGUGGAUCAUGCUCAAUCCAUCAAACUAAUGCUCUGUCUCAAGCUCCUGGCCAUCCUUGUGCUUAACGUUAAAUACGCCCGGGCCGUUGAGACAGUAAGCCGAGUUGGCGAGAUAGGGCGGAAGAGUCCCGAGGACGUUGAGCUGGAGACGCUCUGGAGCUUCCACAGCGUUCAAGAAAAAGACUCUGGGAAGGCUGGGGUGUGUUUUGCAGCGGUAUCGGGUAAGAGAGAGGGCUUGUUGCCAGGCUCAGUGAGCGUGCUGUGCCAUGGGAGACGAUGGGACGUAUGA
Molecule: messenger RNA, 402 nt
Organism: Chondrus crispus (carragheen)
Lineage: Eukaryota; Rhodophyta; Florideophyceae; Gigartinales; Gigartinaceae
Exons: 1
Coding region: 1-402 (133 amino acids)
Source: RefSeq, a predicted model, not a curated record